Oryza sativa Japonica Group (Japanese rice) is the source of this 2460-nucleotide messenger RNA. RefSeq names its product probable serine/threonine-protein kinase PBL10. NCBI's taxonomy places the organism in Eukaryota, Viridiplantae, Streptophyta, Magnoliopsida, Poales, Poaceae. The record is from RefSeq and is a predicted model, not a curated record. Gene Ontology annotation, biological process: protein phosphorylation; cell surface receptor signaling pathway. Gene Ontology annotation, cellular component: plasma membrane. Gene Ontology annotation, molecular function: protein serine/threonine kinase activity; ATP binding.
UCCAUAUGUAUCCAGCGCUGGCUGAGUCGUCGUCCAUGCGAUGCCUCGCUCUACUAUUCCUCCACUACUCCAUUCCUCCGCGAGUGUACAGGGAUAUAUAGCUACAGAUUAAAACGCGGCGCUCGAUCGGGAAUCCCGGCGACCGGCGGCCGGCCGUACAUCGUCGGCGGCAGCGGCGUGUCCUGAAGUCGGUUGGUGGGUGCCGGCCGGCGACCAUCGCCUACAGGCUACCGGUGUCAACAAUUUCUUCGAAUCUCAAUAUAUAUUGUUAGGGGAGAAUAAUCUCAUCCAAAGGCAAGGGAUGACAAUGCGUACGGUCCAUGACAAUCCUAAUAUUAGGAUUUUCACAGAAGGUGAUAUUGAAAGAAUUACAAACAACUAUAGUACUCUCAUUGGAAAAGGUGGAUUUGGAGAAAUCUUUAGAGGGGUCCUUGACGAUGAAGAUGACAUGGUUGCAGUAAAGAGAUAUAUACGUGGAGAUUUAAGAGAUGAGUUUAUGGAAGAGGUAAGAAUCCAUGCUCAAGUUACCCAUAAGAACAUAGUGAAGGUUAUAGGCUAUUGUAUAGGAAAAAAAUCUCUAAUGAUGGUAACUGAGUUUAUCUCGAAUGGGAACCUUGAAUAUGCCCUUCACAACAGUGGCAUCUCCAUCCCUUUGGGUACACGCUUUGGCAUUGCUAUAGGGUGUGUAGAAGCAUUGAGUUACAUGCAUUCAAUGCAUUUAUCAAGUGGCAACCUUAUAUGUCAUGGUGAUAUCAAACCUACAAAUAUUCUUCUAGAUGGCACUCUUAUAGCAAAAGUUGCAGAUUUUGGGCUCUCGAAGUCUCUUUCUGGAGGCAUCACUCGAUAUACUGAAAAUGUUAAAGGGAGUAUAGAUUACAUGGAUCCUAUAUAUCUUUCGGCAGGGCGUGUUACUCGAAAGAGUGAUAUCUAUAGUUUCGGAGUUGUUCUGUUGGAACUUAUAUCUCAAAAAAGAGUAAAAGAAAAAGGGGGCAUUAACUUAAUUGCCGCUUUCAAUCAAGCUUAUGCAAAUGGAAAAGGAUUCAGGGGACUGUUGGAUACAGAAAUAGCAAAUGAAUGCAAUAUGAAGAUUCUUGAAGGGAUAGGUAAGUUGGCAGUCGAAUGCGUUGCAAUAGACGCUAAUAAACGUCCUAAUGCUAAUGAUGUGGAGAAACGUCUUCUGAUGCUUUGGGCAGCUCAGCAUGGAAAGGAGGAGAACAUAAUCAGGCGAUUAUACAGGAGAUCACCACCAGAAAUCAUUAGCUCCAGCUCAAGUAACAAACUCGGCAAUGCCCGGAUUUUCAGGGAAGGGGAACUGAAGAAAGUCACAGAGAACUACUCGAGUCAUCUUGCUACAGGUUCAUCUUAUAACAUCUACAAAGGAACACUUGAGGACAAUACUUUGGUUGCAGUGAAGAAAUAUUUUGAUAGAUAUGAGGCUGGAAAAGAGGAGUUCCGUAGCAGAGUGGCAAUGGUCAUCAUGUCUCCGGUUGUCCAUAAGAACAUCACCAAACUUCUGGGGAUUUGUUUGGAGGCCAAUCCUCCAACUCUAGUAUAUGAGUAUGCUGCCAGAAACCUCUCAGACAUUCUGCAUUGUAAAGAAGAUUUCCCACUAGAGCUACGCCUGAAGAUUGCAAGUAAGACUUCACGAGUAUUAGAACACCUCCAUUCGUCGCGUAUCGCCCUCCGGCAUGGUGAUGUCAUGCCAUCCAACAUACUUCUGGACGAUGGUUUUGUGCCAAAGGUCACAGCCUUUACAUUGUCAACAAGGUUUACCGAGGAUAAUGCAACUAGAAUGUCUAUGGUUAAAGGCGAUGGAAACUACAUGGACCCGUACUAUAGGCACACUAAUCUCGUGCUACUCAAAAGCGAUGUUUACAGCUUUGGCGUUGUUCUUUUGGAACUCAUUACAAGGAAGCAACCAGCUGGAGAUUGUCCGGAGAAAUAUGGACUAGUCUCUGAAUUCGCCAGAGCAUACAAGAUGAACAAAAGUGGAAAAGCUAUGUUUGAUGAGAGGAUUGCAACUGAAGAAAAUAUCCCUGUCCUUGAAGAGAUCGGAAAGUUGGCACUCCAUUGCAUCAAUUUGAAAUUGAGCAAACGGCCGACGAUGAAGGAGGUGGCAGAACGCUUGAAGAAGAUCAGAAGGUGGUGUAACGGCCAUGAGGGUUACAGAAUGUUGAUUCAACCUGAAUGCACAAUGGCAUUGUCUCGUCGCUCACAAUUUGUUGACUGAAGCUGGACCUACCUGAUGAUCGAUGCGCUACCUCAUUCAGAGGUCGAAGAUUCAUAAUCCCUUGUAGUCAUUCUCACUUCACGAUAGACAUUGUCGUUUUUUUUACAUCAAAACACUCUUUUGCAUGUAUUUUUAUUCUGUUGUUGGUUGUGUUGCAUGUUGCAUUGUUGUCAUGAGAACAUUAGUUAGCUUGAUAUGGAUUCUAUAUGACUAAAAAGGAAAACACACCC